AUGUAUACUUUCAUUUUAUUCCGGUACUUACACAAAGGUGCGAAAUCAAACCCAUAAAGCCAAUCCAAUAAAAAGUAGUGGAUUUCCUUAGAUGAGAAGUAUUUCCAAGAACACAAAUUCUUACCCUCAAAAAAAAAAAGAACACAAAUUCUUUUCUUUUCUGAUAUCCAUUGCAUCAUCAUCUUUCCAAUUCUACCCCUCUUUUUUGCCAUCACCACAACUUCCCAUUCCUCACGUUUCUAUUUCCAAUUCCAAACCCCCUUUCUCACUCCAAAUUUAUGCUGCACUUCUCUUACUACAUUUCUAUUUCCAUUCCAACUCAUCUCUCAUUCUCUCUCUCUCUCUCAUCUUCUUCUAUCUCCACAUAGACAUACAUACAUUCAUCACCCACACACACCCAUGGCGUCAGACUUUCAGACAUAUUCUUCCACUGCAGCAGUUUUCUGCUUUUUCUUGCUCUCAUUUCACUCUGCAAAUGCGCAGUCGUUCAUCGGAGUGAAUUACGGGCAGGUGGCGGACAACCUGCCGCCGCCGGAGGCGACGGCGAAGCUCCUGCAGUCGACGAGCAUCGAGAAGGUCCGGCUGUACGGCGCCGACCCGGCGAUCAUCAAGGCGCUCGCCAACACCGGCAUCGGGAUUGUGAUCGGCGCCGCCAACGGCGACAUUCCGGCGCUCGCCUCCGACCCCAAUUUCGCCGGAAAUUGGGUCAACUCCAACGUCCUGGCCUUCUAUCCGGCCAGCAAGAUCAUCGUCGUCACCGUCGGCAACGAGGUCAUCACGCUGCCCGAUCAGAAUCUCGCCUCGCAGCUCGUGCCCGCGAUGCAAAAUGUCCAAAAUGCCCUCAAUGCAGCAUCAUUGGGUGGGAAGGUCAAGGUGUCGACAGUGCAUUCGAUGGCGGUGCUAAGCCAGUCGGAGCCACCAUCGGGCGGUGCCUUCGGAUACGGUGACACAAUGAAAGGAUUGCUGCAAUUCCUCAGCACAAAUGGCGCGCCUUUGAUGAUCAAUCCGUACCCCUUCUUUGCAUACCGGGACGAUCCUAGGCCUGAGACGAAGGCCUUCUGCUUGUUCCAACCGAAUGCUGGACGACUGGAUGCAAACACCGGCAUCAAGUACAUGAACAUGUGGGAUGCUCAGGUCGAUGCGAUUCACUCGGCCUUGAAGGCGUCGGGGUUCAAAGAUGUCGAGAUUGUGGUUGCCGAGACAGGUUGGCCUUAUAAAGGAGAUUCCAAUGAAGUUGGUACUAAUUUGGAAAAUGCAAAAGCCUAUAACGGGAACUUGAUAAACCACCUCAGGUCGAAGGUUGGGACGCCUCUCAUGCCGGGGAAAUCCGUUGAUACCUACAUAUUUGCGCUCUAUGACGAGGAUUUGAAACCCGGCCCUGCCUCAGAGCGCUCCUUCGGACUCUUCAAUCCCGAUCUUUCGGCGACCUAUGAUGCUGGCCUCACAAAGAGCACACAGACUCCGGCCCCGACCCAGUCGACUCCGGCUCCAACCCCGGCAACUCCGGCUCCAGCAACCACUCCCACGAACCCGGCCCCAACAACCCCGGUGAAUCCGGCUCCCACGACUCCCGUGGCUCCGGUGAAUCCGGCUCCAACGACUCCCACGGUGAACCCAGUACCGAGCCCGGUUGUAGCAGGUUGGUGUGUGCCUAGGCCCGGCAUAUCAGAUGCUCAACUGCAAGCAAAUCUCGAUUAUGCUUGCGGGCAGGGCAUCGAUUGCGGCCCGAUUCAGCCUGGUGGUGCAUGUUUUGAACCUGCUACUGUUGUAUCGCACGCUGCUUAUGCUAUGAAUUCUUUUUAUCAAUCUUCUAGCAGGAAUCCCGGCGACUGCGACUUCUUGCAGACAGCGGCCCUCACAUCUACUAAUCCUAGCUAUGGUUCUUGCGUCUACCCUGCUGGGAGCGCAUGAACACGACACGAAAUUAUUGUUUCGGAGAUCGAUGGAAGGGAUGAGGGGUGGCGCAGCAGCAGCGAUUCAGGUAAUUAAUUCUAUGGUGGAAUAAUAUGUCCAAGAAGUGUGCAUAUGUUAUUUUGAGGGCUUGGAUACUGUAUCCAUAUGAAUCAAAUAAUAGUGUGUAAAUUCAUGAUGUUUUUAUUUUAUUUUAUUUUAUUUUAUUAUUUAGUAGUAGACUCUGAGUUUUGAUUUUAUGCUUUUUGUGGGUUGAGUUAUUGCAAUGGCUUCGUUUAGGACAAA
Messenger RNA from Salvia miltiorrhiza (redroot sage), 2196 nucleotides. Its product is annotated as glucan endo-1,3-beta-D-glucosidase. The transcript has 6 exons. Gene Ontology annotation, biological process: carbohydrate metabolic process. Gene Ontology annotation, molecular function: hydrolase activity, hydrolyzing O-glycosyl compounds. Gene Ontology annotation, cellular component: plasma membrane. Lineage: Eukaryota; Viridiplantae; Streptophyta; Magnoliopsida; Lamiales; Lamiaceae. Bases 400 to 1911 code for a protein of 503 amino acids. The record is from RefSeq and is a predicted model, not a curated record.